UGGUUGUUGAUAGAAAUAGCAUCACAGAAACAGUUUAUUUCAACGUUUUGAAUUUCGAAAAAAAUUAAUAAAAGUAGGAAUGUCUGAAGUGAGCGAGGAGGAUAAAUCAAUUGCUGUAGCAACGAUUCGAGAAAAUGUUAAAGAAAACAUUCGUAUUGCUCGAUUAAAACAUCGCCAAAAUGAAUUAGACAAUUUACGAAUUACACAUGGCAAACUAGAAGACCUGUCGAUCAAUUUGCAAACAUUUACAAAAGACAAUGUUUUGGCCACUGCCAAUAAAAUAAAAAAACAGCGUCAUGCAUCAGCAACGGAACUCAUGAAAUUAAGCCAUUCUUUUCUUCAAAGCAGCGAAAAUAUCAAUUGUUUUGUUAACGCAACUGGUGCAUUGCCGGUGAUUGUCAAAGAAAUGACGGGAACAAAUACAGAAAAACAGUUAUUAGCCGUCGAAUGCCUGUGUAAUUUAUCUCUCGGUUCGGCGAACGAUUGUGAAAAAAUCGCACAAAAGGCUGGCACUUACUUACACACAUUUUUGGAGAGCUCAAACGAAUCAAUUGUUAAAACUACACUGUGGUGCUGCACAAAUUUGAUUGUUGCUGGAAAGAAAUCGUUGGACAUUUUAUUGAGCCAAGAACUAAUCCGAUCACUUAUCAACGUCACGCGAUCAAUUCACAAUAAAAAUCUGAAAGAUGAAGCAUUGAUUGCUAUCGAAUUGGUUCUCGAUCAUGGCGGCGUCCCUAAGUUAUCAGAUGUCGAGACACUGUCAAAAUGGAUUUUAAGUCAAACAGCACCACUUGAUCCAAGCAUUACAAAAAUCAUUUAUAAAUUACUCGACUUGCUUCAGUUCCAGUCCAAAGAUGUCAUCGGAAUGCAAAAGCUAGUUUUUAUUUGCUUUGAGACACUUAUACAUUUGUACAAUGGCAGUGCAACUUCAUCCCUCCAAUCCACAAGAUCAAGCGAACAUCUCCAUCAAGUUGUUCUUCAUAUGCGCAUUCUUUCCAAUAUCGUUGCGUUGGAAAAUUCAUUUGCUGACUUGAUCAUCGAAACUUGGUUCGUCAACCAAUCACGUUCGUUGGCAUCUUUCUACAAUCAUUUCAUCGAUCUCUUUAGCGCUCAUUCAGUCUCAAUCGAAGAAAUCUAUUGGUUCAUUGGUAAUCUCAUGAAAUGCCAACUCGGUGAAGUGUCACUCAAAUACUUAGAAACUGAUCAGUUUUUUGCCCAAAUUAAAAUGUGAUGAAAAUUUUCAAAAGAAAAAAAAAUAUUGCUCAUUGUAAAUGAUACCACGCUUUGAUUACAAUAAAACACGAUUUUUUAAGUGAAAAAUAUAAUGUAA
Contarinia nasturtii (swede midge) is the source of this 1330-nucleotide messenger RNA. RefSeq lists its product as uncharacterized. Lineage: Eukaryota; Metazoa; Arthropoda; Insecta; Diptera; Cecidomyiidae. The transcript is spliced from 3 exons. Bases 80 to 1231 code for a protein of 383 amino acids. The record is from RefSeq and is a predicted model, not a curated record.